AUGUCUAAGCCACUUGCCGUGUUCAUUGCAGCUGUCAUGGGAAUUACUUUUCUUGGGGAUGCUCUCUACAUUGGAAGUGUGAUUGGUGCAGCUAUAAUAGCUGUUGGGUUCUACGCUGUGACGUGGGGAAAAGCUAGAGAAGAGAAAGAUGUCAAUGACAACUAUGCAGCUAUAAUAGCUGUUGGGUUCUACGCUGUGAUGUGGGGAAAAGCUAAAGAAGAGAAAGAUGUCAAAGGCCAGGAAAUAUGUAGUUUUGAUGAAUCCUCUGACAGAGUCCCUCUUCUGCAAAAUACAAGUGUUCAUGAAUAA
This is a messenger RNA of Ilex paraguariensis (yerba mate), 309 nucleotides long. Lineage: Eukaryota; Viridiplantae; Streptophyta; Magnoliopsida; Aquifoliales; Aquifoliaceae. The record is from the annotation of a GenBank genome assembly.